Panicum virgatum (switchgrass) is the source of this 1555-nucleotide messenger RNA. RefSeq lists its product as uncharacterized. NCBI's taxonomy places the organism in Eukaryota, Viridiplantae, Streptophyta, Magnoliopsida, Poales, Poaceae. The record is from RefSeq and is a predicted model, not a curated record. Bases 16 to 1305 code for a protein of 429 amino acids. The transcript is spliced from 2 exons.
UCCACAAUAACAAUAAUGUAUGUGACCAGGCCACUGUCGCUGUACCUGGCCGAACCCAAGGCCGCGGCGGAGCCGCCGCCGGAAGGCCCGGGCUCCGGCAUCCUGGUCGUGCUGGACGAGGCGGCGGAGCAAGCCAGCACGCUCUGCUGGGGCCUGUGCCUGGACAGGGAGGUGCGCCGCCUCCCCUUCCCGCAGAGCCGGCAGCUCGCGCUGCGGGAAAACAAUUCCUCCUCGCAUUUGGAGACGUGCGCCAAGUUUGUGGAUCUUCUCUCGGAGGUAGUAGGUUUAUGCAUCGGCUCCGACUCCGGCGGGCCGCCCGGCGGCGGCAGCGUGAGGGCGCUCCCCGACUACGUCGUCAUGGUGCCCGUCGUCGGCCAGCCGCUGUCGUCCGGCCGCUACUACGUCGUCCAGGCCGAGGGCAAACACACAGGGAAGGUGGCGGCGUGUUCCAGGGAGGAGGACAAGACGGCGUGCUGCUUCGGCUCCUGCGUCAACGACGUCAAGCCGAGGGCCUUGGACCUCGGCGACGUCUACCAGCAGGUGGAGGUGCAGCAGCUCCCGUCCGGGGACAAGGGCUUCAAGGCGGUGGCGGUCGCCGCGGACGGCAUCCCGCCGCACUACCUACGGAAGAAGGGCUGGAAGGUGAACACCAUGGCGUCCUCGAAGCGCGCCUACGACCUCGCCGGCGACGCGCAAGGGGUGGACUCCGCCCUCCGCCGCCGGAUGCCGGACCUCGACGACCCCGGCGUCGUCGUCGUCGGCAGAUGGUACGUCCCGUUCAUGUUCGUCAAGGCCGACGGGGACCGCAGCCUCAAGGACCAGUUCCGCCGGUGCAUGUUCUACAAGAUGACCAUGGAGCAGAGCUGGGAGCAGAUAUACGGCCGCGAGGCCGAGGGCAUCCAGCAUCCGCCGGCGGAGGUCGCGGUGACCGCGACGGUGCGCCGGUCGACGGCGCUGCUGGGCGGCGCCGCCAGCUGGGCGGUGAAAGAGGGCGGGCCCCAGGUGGAGGGCGGGACGGUGUGGUUCCGACCGGCGGCGGCGGGCGCCACUGUGGGGCUGGACAUGGUGCUGUGGGAGAGGAUGUGGUGGGAGCUGGGCCGGGGAGGGUGGGUCGGGCCCGCCAAUGGCGGCGCCAACGACGAGAGGAUCGAGAGGGUGGAGAGGCGUCGUGACGGGCAGGGGCGGUGGCACAAGUUUGCAUGCUAUUUGCUGGUGGAGAGGUUCCUUCUCAGGAGGAUGGAUGGCAGCCUGGCACUCACCUGUGAGUUCAGGCACACUGACAAGAUUAGAGCCAAGUGGGUGUGAGCAAAAUGUCGUGAUGAUUUUCUGAUUAUCUGUACCUGAUAGCUUAAUAAUUCUGCCUUCUCAAAAUCAGCAUGUUGUUUAGCAAUCAAUGCUUCCGACUCUACCUUCGGCUAAUCAGCGGUUCAGACUUCUUUAAGAGAGCCGGUAGCAUAUAAAUGUAAUAUGCAAUUUAAAAGUUUCGGAUGUAGAAAGUUUUUUUUAUGCAAUCAAGAAAUAUUUUGAAUGAAUAAUUCAAUACUUUUGAAUUUCA